Molecule: messenger RNA, 2224 nt
Organism: Antechinus flavipes (yellow-footed antechinus)
Lineage: Eukaryota; Metazoa; Chordata; Mammalia; Dasyuromorphia; Dasyuridae
Gene: UPB1
Product: beta-ureidopropionase 1
Exons: 10
Coding region: 63-1217 (384 amino acids)
Molecular function (GO): beta-ureidopropionase activity
Source: RefSeq, a predicted model, not a curated record
CCAGCACGGCCAGCCAGGCCCCAGCCCGCCCGCCACCCCUCAGUGCCACGUCUGCCGCUGCCAUGGCCAGCCCCGAGUUUUCCUCGCUAGAGCGGAGCCUGGAGGAGAACCUGCCCCCGGGCGACCUCAGCAACGUCCGGAGAAUCCUGUUUGGGAACGAGACCAGGAAGCUCAGCCUGCCCCCUGGUGCCCUGGCCGCGGCCUCCCAGAAGGACUUUGAGCUUUUGGCCUUUGCCUUCGAGGCCUCGGAAGAGCAGCUGAGGCCCCCGAGGCUGGUCCGCGUGGGGCUCGUGCAGAAUCAGAUCCCUCUUCCUCCCGAUGCCCCCGUGGCCGAGCAGGUGGGUGCCCUGCACAGACGCAUCGAGGAGAUCCUGGAGGUGGCCGCCCAGUGCGGGGUGAACAUAAUCUGCUUCCAGGAAGCAUGGACCAUGCCCUUUGCUUUCUGCACGAGAGAGAAGCUUCCCUGGACGGAGUUUGCCGAGCCCGUGCCGGGCGGUCCCACCACCAGGCUCUGCCAGAAGCUGGCCAAGGCUCACAACAUGGUGGUGGUGUCCCCCAUCCUGGAGCGCGACGAGGCCCACGGGGACGUGCUGUGGAACACCGCGGUGGUCAUUUCCAACUCCGGGGCCGUGUUGGGCAAGACCCGGAAGAAUCACAUCCCCCGGGUGGGAGACUUCAACGAGGCCACGUACUACAUGGAAGGCACCUUGGGGCACCCCGUGUUCCAGACCCCCUUUGGGCGGAUUGCUGUGAACAUCUGCUAUGGCCGCCACCACCCUCUCAACUGGCUCAUGUACAGUCUGAACGGGGCCGAAAUCAUCUUUAACCCUUCGGCCACCAUCGGGAAACUCAGCGAGUCCCUGUGGCCCAUCGAGGCGAGGAACGCCGCCAUCGCCAACCACUGCUUCACCUGCGCCAUCAAUCGAGUGGGCGUGGAGCACUUUCCGCGAGAGUUCACGUCUGGGGAUGGAAAACCAGCGCACCGUGACUUUGGCUACUUCUAUGGCUCGAGCUACGUGAGCGCCCCAGACGGCAGCAGGAGCCCGGGCCUGUCCCGCACCAGAGACGGCCUCCUGGUGGCCCAGCUGGACCUCAACCUCUGCCGGCAGAUGAGUGACAUCUGGAACUUUAAGAUGACCGGGCGCUACGGGAUGUACGCAGAGGAGCUGGCCAGGGCGUCCCAGCCGGACUACGAGCCCCACAUCAUCAAGGAGUAGAAGGCCGGGCCGGGCAGGGCCCAGAAGAGUCAGUCCCUGUCUGCUGGCACCUGUGCCUUCCCACAGAGCUCUUCCUGGGAGCACUUCCCACGUGGCCCUUCCCUCAGAGCACUUCCCGCGUGACCCUUCCCUCGGAGCACUUCCCACGUGGCCCUUCCCUCAGAGCACUUCCCGCGUGACCCUUCCCUCGGGGCACUUCCCGCGUGGCCCUUCCCUCGGAGCACUUCCCGCGUGGCCCUUCCCUCGGAGCACUUCCCGCGUGGCCCUUCCCUCGGAGCACUUCCCGCGUGGCCCUUCCCUCGGAGCACUUCCCGCGUGGCCCUUCCCUCGGAGCACUUCCCGCGUGGCCCUUCCCUCGGAGCACUUCCCGCAUGACCCUUCCCUCGGAGCACUUCCCGCGUGGCCCUUCCCUCAGAGCACUUCCCGCGUGGCCCUUCCCUCAGAGCAUUUCCCGCGUGACCCUUCCCUCGGAGCACUUCCCGCAUGACCCUUCCCUCAGAGCAUUUCCCACAUGGCCCUUCCCUCAGAGCACUUCCCACGUGACCCUUCCCUCGGGGAGCACUUCCCACAUGGCCCUUCCCUCAGAGCACUUCCCGCGUGACCCUUCCCUCGGGGCACUUCCCGCGUGACCCUUCCCUCAGAGCAUUUCCCGCGUGACCCUUCCCUCAGAGCACUUCCCGCGUGGCCCUUCCCUCAGAGCACUUCCCGCGUGGCCCUUCCCUCAGAGCAUUUCCCGCGUGACCCUUCCCUCGGAGCACUUCCCACGUGGCCCUUCCCUCGGGGAGCACUUCCCAUGUGGCCCUUCCCUGGGAGCACUUCCCUGCAUAGCCGGGCUCAGACUGGCCGCCACAACAGGAUCCCCUUCAGGCUGCCUGAAGCCCUGGGGGCCUGAUCCUUCUUGCUGGGGGCCCCAAAGCAGCCCAGUGUCCCCUGACCCCACCCCGCCCUAUCCUACACCCUGGUCUCAUGUAUGCAGAAGGUGCUUAAUAAACAUCUGAAGGAACAAA